AUGACGCUCGCCACACGCUCGCCGGAAGCGCGCCGCGCGCUCGCCGCUCGCCGCGCGCUCGCCGCGCGCCGCGCGCUCGCCGUCGCGUCCUCGUCGGAGUCCGUUGCGGAGGAGGUGCUCGCCGUCGCGGCCUCGUCGGUGUUCGCGGACUCGGAUGAGACGUUCGCGGACGUCGAAGAGGUGGACAGCGCCAACAAGUAUGGGACCUUGCUGGAGGUGGUUCAGGUGCUGACCGAUCUGAAGCUGACCAUCAAUCGGGCCUACAUUUCCUCCGACGGCGAGUGGUUCAUGGACGUGUUCCAUGUCGUGGAUCAGGAUGGGAAUAAACUUUAUGAUGGCCAAGUCAUCGACAGAAUUGAACAGUCUCUGGGAGCGGGAUCGCUCAGCUUCCGGGGGCCGCCGGAGCGGCUGGUGGCCGUGGAGGCGGAGGCGGAGGAGGCGCAGACCGCCAUCGAGCUUGUCGGCCGGGACCGCCCGGGCCUGCUGUCGGAGGUGUUCGCGGUGCUGACGGACCUCAGGUGCAACAUCGUGGCGUCGGAGGUGUGGACGCACGACGGCCGCGUGGCGGCGCUGGUGUACGUGACGGACGCCGACACUCUGGGCGCCAUCGAGGACCCGGCGCGCCUGGACACGGUGAAGCGCCUGCUCCGCCACGUCCUGCGCGGGAGCAGCCGCGACAAGAAGGCCGCCCGCGCCGCCAUCUCGGCGGGCGUGGAGCACGCGCAGCGCCGGCUCCACCAGAUGAUGCAGGCGGACCGGAGCGUCCGCCGCGAGGGCGGGGUCGAGGGCGAGCGCGGCGAGGCGUCGGGCGCCCGCGCCGGCGGCGGCAUGCCGGCGGUCGCCGUGGAGGACUGCGCCGAGCGCGGGUACACGCUCGUCAACGUGCGGUGCCGCGACCGGCCCAAGCUGCUGUUCGACACGGUGUGCACGCUCACCGACAUGCAGUACGUGGUGUUCCACGGCACCGUCAUCGCCGAGGGCUCGGAGGCGUACCAGGAGUACUACAUCCGGCACCUCCGGCACCUCGACGACAGCGCCGGCAGCUCCGGCGAGGACCGCGACCGCCUCUGCCGCUGCCUCGAAGCCGCCAUCCAACGCCGCUACACCGAGGGGCUUCGGCUGGAGCUGUGCUGCGAGGACCGCGUCGGGCUGCUGUCCGACGUGACGCGCAUCUUCCGGGAGCACGGGCUGUCGGUGACGCACGCGGAGGUGGAGACGCGCGGGGCGCAAGCGGCCAACGUGUUCUACGUGGUGGACGCGUCGGGGGAGCCCGUGCAGGGGCAGGCCGUCGACGCCGUGCGCGCCGAGAUCGGCGAGCAGUUCCUCUUCGUCAGGGAGCAGCACGACGCCGCCGCCGGGGCCGGCGGGCCCAAGUCGCCGGUGGGCGGCGGCAGGCGCUCGCUCGGGAACAUGAUCAGGUCCCGCUCCGAGAAGUUCCUCUACAACCUAGGGCUCAUCCGGUCGUGCUCGUAG
Miscanthus lutarioriparius is the source of this 1473-nucleotide messenger RNA. The record is from the annotation of a GenBank genome assembly. Lineage: Eukaryota; Viridiplantae; Streptophyta; Magnoliopsida; Poales; Poaceae.